Molecule: messenger RNA, 2540 nt
Organism: Patella vulgata (common limpet)
Lineage: Eukaryota; Metazoa; Mollusca; Gastropoda; Patellidae
Product: isoaspartyl peptidase/L-asparaginase
Exons: 7
Coding region: 318-1325 (335 amino acids)
Molecular function (GO): asparaginase activity
Source: RefSeq, a predicted model, not a curated record
GUUCAAUGAAAACGCUAUAUAUAUUUAACGAGAGUGAAUCUGUAUAAACCGACCGCGUACGUUUGUUAGUACAAUAAUAUAUUUAUAGGCUUACGAUAUCGUUCAUACUUUCUAGAUAAGCGAUUCCUAGAACAUUACUAUUUUAUUAGCGAACUGUGGAACGUGAUAAUCGUCUGCCUGGAGAUUAUUAACCAAUUCUGGUUUCAGCUAACCAGUUCUUGGACAAUUUCGAUUCUAGGGAAUUGAUAUACUGAGAAAAGGUGUCUAUAUACAUUAUUAAAGAACUAUCAUAUUUCAACUUAGGUAUAAUCACAGAAAUGGCGAAUUCAGAAUCCAACACGAUGAUAAAACCAGUUAUCAUGGUACAUGGUGGGGCGUGGUCGAUACCAGACAAUAUGGUAGAUGCCAAUAAAGAGGGAGUUAAAGCUGCUGUAAUGGCAGGAUAUAAAGUUUUAUGUAUGGGAGGAUCAGCCAUUGAUGCUGUUGAAGCAGCCAUAGUAGCUCUAGAAAAUGACCCUUGUUUUGAUGCGGGUAAUGGUUCAGUAUUAACUGCUGAUGGUAAAGUUGAGAUGGAUUCUAUGAUAAUGGAUGGCAGUAAUUUACGUGCUGGUUCUGUUGGCUGUGUAAAUAGUAUAGCUAAUCCUAUCAAAUUAUCCAGAAUGGUCAUGGAAAAGACAGAUCAUGUACUAUUAGUGGGUGAAGGUGCUAAUAAGUUUGCUGGUGAAAUGGGUGUACCACACGUAUCUAUAGACUCGUUAAUCAGUGAUUAUGCUAGAGAAGAAUGGGAAAGAUUCUCAAAAAGUGAAUAUAAAUCUGCUGUUAAUACCAUGUUUAAAAAACGAGAUGUAAAAGAAGAAUUAGUUAAUUCCGGACAUGACACAGUCGGGGCUGUAGCUGUUGACGCACAAGGUAACGUUGCGUGUGGAACAUCAACUGGUGGUAUAACAGCUAAACGGCCAGGUAGAGUCGGUGAUACACCUCUUGUGGGUUGUGGAGGAUAUGCUGAUAAUGAAACAGGUGGGGUUUCUACAACAGGACAUGGUGAAGGUAUAAUUAAAGUAUGCUUAGCUAAACAUAUUACAUUCCUGAUGGAUCAAGGUUUAACAGCCCAGGAAGCUAGUGUAAAAGCAGUAGAGAAUAUGUAUAAACGUGUUCAAAGUUCUGGAGGAGUUAUAGUUGUUAGUAAAGAUGGUGAUAUAGGACAAUAUUUUACCACAGAUAGAAUGGCACGGGCCUGGGUUAAAGACGAUCAAGUUUAUUAUGGUGUUGAUAUUCAUGAUAUAACAAGCUGUCCAGUUGAUGGCCUAAAUCAUAAAAUAGUUUAAAAUAUAAUAUAUGUAUAUAAUAUGUUACAUACCGGUGCUUACAUUUCAAUCUGGUUAAAACACAGAUCCUAUUUCGUUUCGUUUUUAUAGUUCAAAAUUUUGUUUUACUUGUCUUUACUACACUUCCUGUAGUGUAGGCCAUAGAAUAUAGUCGAUAUUUCUAUGGUGUAGGCCAUCGAAAGUAUAAAAAAACGAAACGAAAUAUAGAUCUGUAUUUUAAUCAGAUUGCUUACAUUUUAUCUUUCUGAGAAUCCCACUAUAGCUCGUCAACAUGUUUCAGGAUUUAAUUUCGCCAUGAUCGCUACGUUUCAUAGGCUUUUUUAUUGGGUUAAAAAUCGAUCGUAAUUUGUGCAUAGUGAGUAUUCGACUAAUAAGGAAUAAGCUCACACUUCGAUUCUUUCAGCUAGGUUAUCUGACCUGGAUCAUAUCGUCUUUCCUAUAGCAUAACACAAAGCAAAAAAAUCCAUAUCACAAGAUGGCAAGACAGACGCUAUAUUACGUGGCGGGUUGAAUGGUCGAAUGGUUAGCACGUGCGCGCUGUAUCAUAAGGCCUGCCAUUAGUUCCGAAAUGACCUGAUUUGUGUCGUGUGAACGUUAAACCCUAUUUGUCUUUAUAUAUAUAUUACGUGAUGACAAGCCAAGGUCCAUAUUACGUGGUGACGAGACAAAAUCCAUAUUACAUGGUGACAAAACCCGUAUUGUGACGUGACAAAAUCCAUAUUAUGUGGUGACAAAAUCUAUAUUAGUGAUGAGAAAAAAUCCAUAUUAUGUGGUGACAAAGUCCAUAUUAGUGAUGAGAAAAAAUCCAUAUUACGUGGUGACAAAAUCCAUAUUAGUGAUGAGACAAAAUCCACAUUAGUGAUGAGACAAAAUCCACAUUAGUGAUGAGACAAAAUCCAUAUUACGUGGUGACGAGACAAAAUCCAUAUUACGUGGUGACGAGACAAAAUCAACGAUGGUUUUAGGAGAUUGAAAUUUUAUUACCAACGGCAAAGUAUUCCUUCUAACACCUGCCAACACCUAUUAUUCCUAGUAUUAUCACCAGUCAUAGGUUUUAGACAAUUCAAUUCUUGUUUUCAAUAUUUUAGUGGCACUGUUUUUGAGAGGAACGGGUAAUCAUGAUCCAUUGUCAGAGUUGUAUUAUUUGUUCAGGGAUACAUUUCGCCAGGUGCCAUAACUGUGAUCAUUUAUCAGAAAAUAAAAUAUUGUUUUAGA